AUGCCAAAAAGACAGGAAGAAGAAGAGUUAGAAUGGACGUCACGAAAAGACGACAUCCUUAGUCUCUACGUUGAGCAAGACAAGUCGCUGUCCGAGGUCAUGCAUGCCAUGGCCGAUCGAGGCUUUGCACGAACAUGGCGCAUCUCGAAAAAUGUGCGGAAGGAUGAAUGGGACUUCAUUCUCGAUCGCGUAGACAAAAGGAACCGCCCGACUGACGUCAAAAUUUUCACGCCACAAGCGGCUACAAACGACCAUCAUCUAGAGAUGAGAGAUUAUGCAAAGCGGGAUGCGCAUCUCGACUAUGUAGCUCCCGUCGCUGGCAAUUCCCGAGAACCGAAUCCACAAGUACAAGAGGACGACCAUGCUCUAUCACCAACACCCACUACUGCGACUAUUGUGCCCUCUGCGCAUAACGCUUCCGACCAUAUUCCCACCGAGAUUAUAUUGGAAGCUGCACCAUUAUCCUCAUGUUCACAUUUGUUGUACGACUAUAUUCGUGCAGCCAUCUUUGUCAAUGGAGACCAGUUCUCGGACGUCGUUCCCGUAUCGGAAAGGUAUGGUCUCUGUUCUUACUUAGACAAGCAGCCCACUCGAGAGCUGCUUCGUCACGGUCUCAGCGAGCUUCUUCGGGCGUUCGUCCAAUGGACACUACCAAAGGAUGAUUUAUAUGACGUUGUAAGAGCUUCUGGGACUGCCGAUGACCUGAUCCUCCUCCGUCGCUUGCUGUUGGUCACCAAAACCGAUUGGAAAUGGGGAUGUUUCAGCGAAAAGCUUUUGUUCUAUGCAGCGCAAGACGGGAACGAAUGUCUCCUCAAGAUGCUAAUUGACUUCGGAGUGAAUAUCAACGUCAGAAGAGCCUUCGGGCCUCAGUUUCUGGCAUCUCACGUAAUCAACGUGUUGCAGUUUGCGGUCCUCGCAGGGAACAAGAACGUGAUCGAAAUUCUGGAUAAGCACGGUGCUACAAUAUUCACUGGGUGGAAAUUCGACGAUUGCGCCUUCAUCUUUGACGCAAUUGCUCAAAAUAUUGGGGACUUGACGGAACCGUUGUUCGCGAGGGCGGCGAACUCGAACGUUUCGACAGUACGGAAAGGAAUUGCAGUUCUUGUUGUCGCUGUGCAACAUUCCUACGAUUCGAUAGUCAGUAGCCUCCUCGAGGCUGGAUUCAAUCCUUACUUCGAACUCCACAAAUACCCAUUCCAGAUCGAGAUACUCGACACCCAUAGCGCUUUUAUGAUUGCGCUGAGUGCUAUGAAGAUCACAUACGUCAAGAACUUCCUAAAGUUCCCGCUUUAUGGUCUCAACAAGGAACAUUGUCAAGAGCGCCUAAGACAGUUGACUGCUGCAUAUGUAUUCGCUCGUUGUUCCGAAAACGUCGAUCUCGAGAACGCAAUUCUAGAAGCUGGAUGGCGUCCAGACGAGGUCGGACUAGUUCUGGGGUACGAUUUUGUGCUGAAGUAUCUCUCUGAUGUACUAGAAGGAGCCGUUGAAAGUGGCGAUUGUAACAAGGUUAGGUGUCUCACCCAGAUGGGCGCCAAUCCAAACCGUCCUAAGAUUCCAGGUAUCGAAAAACGACCUCUUCGACUGGCGAUAGGUAGACAAGAUGUGGCUAUGGUGCGCCAGUUGAUAGCGGCUGGAGCAGAUGUCAACCUCUCUUGUUCAUGGGAAUACGAAACGCCGCUGCAAGAAGCAGCCGCUAUGGGGAGUCUUGAGGUACUCAGCUUAUUAGUUGAAGCCGGGGCAAAUGUCAACUUUUGUCCAGGUUAUAUGCACAACAGCGCAAUUGCGAUUGCAGCUGAAGACGGCAAUCUCGAGAUGGUCACCUACCUACUUAAGUCAGGAGCUGAUAUUCAGGGACGAUACAACAGAAACUACAGGAGGACACUGUAUGGAGCGAUAGGGGCUGGACAUGAUUCUAUAGUGGACUUACUACAAGAUUGGAAGAGGUCUAAGUUUGGAGAGCAAGACUGCGAUACGAUCGACAAUAUUAUAGAAACGAUGGCGCGUAAUGAGAUGAGAUUCGCAAGUGGAGACGAUUGGACUGAGUAUCUGGAAGUGGAAGUGGAACAGGAACAAAUGGAUGCAGGAUAUACCAUAUACUCCACGGAUGAGGAGUAG
This is a messenger RNA of Alternaria conjuncta, 2115 nucleotides long. RefSeq lists its product as uncharacterized. The coding region runs from base 1 to 2115 and encodes 704 amino acids. The record is from RefSeq and is a predicted model, not a curated record. NCBI's taxonomy places the organism in Eukaryota, Fungi, Ascomycota, Dothideomycetes, Pleosporales, Pleosporaceae. The transcript has 3 exons. Gene Ontology annotation, molecular function: protein binding.